This is a messenger RNA of Epithele typhae, 930 nucleotides long. Its product is annotated as nucleotide-diphospho-sugar transferase. The record is from RefSeq and is a predicted model, not a curated record. The transcript is spliced from 4 exons. The coding region runs from base 1 to 930 and encodes 309 amino acids. Gene Ontology annotation, molecular function: glycosyltransferase activity. NCBI's taxonomy places the organism in Eukaryota, Fungi, Basidiomycota, Agaricomycetes, Polyporales, Epitheliaceae.
AUGGACAACCAACGCCCAGUAGCAUAUGCGACGCUUCUCACCGCGGAUUCGUACCUGCCGGGCGUGCUCACAGUGCACGCUAGCAUGGUUGUCGCGGGUUGCAGGUAUCCAUUGGUGGUGAUGGCCACACCAAGCUUAUCUGUCGAGGCUCGGGCCGCUCUGAAAGGCCGGGGAAUUAUUGUCCGCGACGUCGAGACCCUUCGCCCCGACGACGGCAAACACACACUCGAUGCCGCUGACGUACGGUUCGGCGACACCUGGACCAAGCUCAGGGCCUUCGAGCUCGUCGAGUAUGAACGGGUCGUCCUCAUCGACGCGGACAUGAUCCUCCGACGGCCUAUGGACGAGCUCUUCGACUUCCCGCUCGAGGACGGCUGGAUCGCGGCCGCCCACGUCUGCGCGUGCAACCCCCGCAAGCUCCAGCAUUACCCCACGGACUGGGUCCCGGAAAACUGCGCCCACAACGCGGUGCAAGGCCCGCACGGGGCCCCGCCGUCCCCCUCCGCGCCGAACGCGCCUCGGCCGCACCGGCAGCUCAACUCGGGCACGGUCGUCCUCCAGCCGUCGCUCGACGCGCUCGGGGCGAUCGCGCACCUGAUCGCGGCGUCGCCGCUCGUGCCGACGUUCGCGUUCCCGGACCAGGACGUGCUCUCGCACCACUACGCCGGGCGCUGGGCGGCGCUGCCGUGGAAGUACAACGCGCUGAAGACGCUGAGGACCGUGCACCGGAACGUGUGGAGCGACGACGAGGUGCGGUGCGUGCACUACAUCUUCAGCGACAAGCCGUGGCACGUCCCGCGUGGGCGCGCGGGCGAGUACGAGGAGGUGAACGGGUGGUGGUGGGACGUGUACGAGGGGCUGUGCCGGGACAUGGCGGAGAGCGACCCUGAGGGGCUGGCGCUGAUGGAGAAGUAUGUGGCCCGUGCUUGA